AUGGGAAACUCGAUAAGUCACAUCUCUGGUCGACAAUCUGGCAUGAACGUUAGCACUAGUCCGCAGGAUACUGCGCAAUCCUCGAAGCGUAACAUUGAGUUUGAUGAUUCGGCAUCCCCUCGAAAGCGACGUCUCCUGGAAUCCUAUUCCACGGGUGAUCCACCAGCCAAGUGUUUGUACAGGGAGGCGUCUGACGUUUUCUUGAAGCGCAAAGCGGAUAUCAACUCGAUCCCUUCUCAAUGA
Molecule: messenger RNA, 243 nt
Organism: Suillus subalutaceus
Lineage: Eukaryota; Fungi; Basidiomycota; Agaricomycetes; Boletales; Suillaceae
Exons: 4
Coding region: 1-243 (80 amino acids)
Source: RefSeq, a predicted model, not a curated record